CAAAGGCCACCCCUCCAUUGAAGAUGGUCUUUUCCUUUCCCCAAGCCAAACAAACACACCUCCCUUCAGACCAGCCAAGGGACACCAACCCAAAACCCACUGCCUGCCCAUACACAAGCAAAGCAACAAGACAGAUGAAAAUGCAUCCCAUGAUAAAAAUCCACAAGUAGGGCAUGUCCUCCCUCCCUCCCCCAUAACCAAAUAUAUAUACUGGUAGCAGGACUAGGUGAGCUUCUCCAGGCCUUCAUAGUACAGCAGCAGUGGAGGAGGAGAGUUCAGAGGGGCACCACCACCACCACAAGUACACUCAGAUUUGGGUGUAGGGGGGCGAGAGGUGCAAAGGAGAAGUAUCCCUUUUGCCUCAGCAGCACCUGCUGCUUUCUUCUUCUUCUCUUUGUGCAAGCAAUUGCAACAAGAAACAAUGAUGGCCUGUGGGUCUCGUCAUGGCAACGCCGAGGUUGUCGAUGAGUUUGAGAAGCUGGUCAUCAGGAUGAACCCUCCAAGGGUGACGGUGGAUAAUGAGUCCGACAUCACCGCCACCUUGGUCAAGGUGGACAGCGCGAACAAGUACGGGACGUUGCUGGAGGUGGUUCAGGUGCUGACCGAUCUGAAGCUCACCAUCAACAGGGCCUACAUUUCCUCUGAUGGGGAGUGGUUCAUGGAUGUGUUCCAUGUCGUGGAUGAGGAAGGGAAUAAGCUUUAUGACGGCCAAGUCAUCGACAGGAUUGAACAGUCUCUGGGAGCCGGGUCGCUGAGCUUCCGUGCCACGGACGCCGAGACGGAGACAGCGGCGGCGGCAAUGGCGCAGGCAACGGCGAUCGAGCUGGUGGGCAGGGACAGGCCGGGCCUGCUGUCGGAGGUGUUCGCGGUGCUGACGAACCUCCGCUGCAACAUCGCGUCCUCCGAGGUCUGGACCCACGACGGGCGCAUGGCCGCCCUGGUGCGCGUCACGGACGCCGACACCGGCGCCGGCAUCGAGGAAGACGACGACCCGGAGCGGCUCGACACCGUCAAGCGGCUGCUCCGCCACGUGCUCCGCGGCCGCGCCGCCGUCCAGGCGCGGCCGGGCGGCGCGCUGCACGCGCACCGGCGGCUGCACCAGAUGAUGAGCGCCGACCUCCGCAGCCGCGCCGCCGCUGCCGGCGCCGGAGACGAAGAAGAAGAAGAUUGCGAGGGGGUUGUUGUGGGGGUGGAGGAGUGCGCGGAGAGAGGCUACACGGUGGUGAACGUUCGCUGCCGGGAUAGAGCCAAGCUGCUGUUCGAUACUGUCUGCACGCUGACGGAUAUGCAGUACGUCGUCUUCCACGGCACCGUCAUCGCCGAGGGCUCCGAGGCAUACCAGGAGUUCUACAUCCGGCACCUCGACGACGGCGCCGCCGCCUCCGCCUCCGCCGCCGACCGCGCCCGCCUCCGCCGCUGCCUCCAGGCCGCCAUCCAACGCCGCAACACCGAGGGGGUGGUGGGGCUGGAGCUGCGGUGCGAGGACAGGCCGGGCCUGCUGUCGGACGUGACGCGGGUGUUCCGGGAGCACGGGCUCUCCGUCACGCACGCCGAGGUGGCCACGUGGGGCACCCAGGCGGCCGACGUGUUCCGCGUCGUGACGGCGUCGGGGGACGCGCCCGUGCCGGCGCGCGCCGUGGACGCCGUCCGGGCGGAGGUCGGCGAGGACAUCCUCUUUAUCAAGGAUGAUACCCUCGCCGCCUCCGCCAAUGCUGUGGGUGGGCCUGUGUCGCCGACGGGUCGUGGCGGCGGCGACGGCCGGCGGUCGCUCGGGAACAUGAUCAGGUCUCGGUCCGAGAAGUUCCUCUUCAACUUGGGCCUCAUCAGGUCCUGCUCCUAGACAGCUAGUAGUAGCUCAAGCUGACCAAAGAGUCAACGUCAACGACCGUUGCAGUGCAGCCACCACUAGGUAGCUUAGCCAAGCUAAGUGCUGCUCUAUGUAGGUUGUUCUUGGAUCGAUCAAUCGAUCCUCUUACAUUUGUCUGAGUUUUAAUUCCACUUCUCGGAUGAAAAGGAACCUGGCUAGCUAGCUUAGCUUGCUUGCGGCCGGCUUUCAUCACCAAAAUCACGUGUAAAUAUCUCUCGCUUCUUAAUUAAUUUGCUUUGCUGUUUA
Brachypodium distachyon (stiff brome) is the source of this 2113-nucleotide messenger RNA. Its product is annotated as ACT domain-containing protein ACR4. Bases 422 to 1840 code for a protein of 472 amino acids. NCBI's taxonomy places the organism in Eukaryota, Viridiplantae, Streptophyta, Magnoliopsida, Poales, Poaceae. The record is from RefSeq and is a predicted model, not a curated record. The transcript is spliced from 7 exons.